GUUGAGCGGAGAGAAAAGAAUAAAGGAACGAACUUUAUUUUAUUUUCAACAUUUCUAGACUUUUUGCGUUGUAAUCUCUUAUCAAAUUAGUUAUAAUUAAGCUUAAUAUCGUCAAAUAAUGAGUGAAGAUUUUGAUCUUCUGUUUAAAAUAGUCUUAAUUGGUGAUGUAAGCGUUGGAAAAAGCUGCAUUGUAACAAGAUUUAAAACAGGAAAUGUCUUUACCGAACGACACACAAACACGAUUGGUGUGGAUUUCUCAAUGAAGAACAUCAAAAUUGGAAAUAAGAGAAUUAAGCUACAGAUUUGGGACACUGCGGGACAUGAGCGGUUUCGAUCGAUAACAUCGAGUUAUUACAGGAGUGCUCAUGGAGUGAUAAUAGUCUACGAUAUCACAAAACGAAACACAUUCUUAUCACUUCAGAAAUGGCUAAAUGAAAUACGAAAUUAUACAGCCAGUAAUGUCGUAUGUGCUCUGAUUGGCAACAAAUGUGAUCUCGUUGAGGGAAGGGAAGUGACGAUUGAAGAGGCUGAAGAUGUCUGCAAUAUUGUACCAGAAGUUUUAUUUUAUUUGGAAACGUCUGCCAAAGAGAACACAAAUAUUGAAGGCGCAUUUACGCGUAUUGCUGAGGAACUGAUGAACCGCCAAAGUUGCAUAGAUGACGAGAAUCAAGAUGGAAUAAAAUUAGGUCAAAGUAAAUCGAUUUCGAAUGGAAAUUGCAGCUGUUAGAAUCAACAGCAAGCACCACCCUUAUUAUCACUUUUUAUGUCUUGAUAUCAAACAGACAAUGAAGUUGAUUGAAGGCUCUCUUUAAUAGAAUUGUUUUUGCGUGGACAGGAAAGAAAAAUUAAGAUCUGACGACCAUAUUAUGCGAGUUUCGAGUCUUUAAUUUUGAGAAUAUGCUGAAAAUAGCUUCGAAAAUGUAUUAAAUAAAUAUAUCUUUGGAAUUUCUUG
Chironomus riparius is the source of this 952-nucleotide messenger RNA. Lineage: Eukaryota; Metazoa; Arthropoda; Insecta; Diptera; Chironomidae. The record is from the annotation of a GenBank genome assembly.